CGUUUGGUAGUUGCCUUUGGAGUCGCACUCUUUUGCUGAAUGGGUUAAAUUGGUACCCUUGGAUAGUUAUGCGUGAUUCGCGCCCAUAUUGCUGGGAUGGGGUUUCGAAUUACAACAUGGAAUGUCAAUGGGAUUCGAAAUCCUUUCUCCUACGAGCCAUGGAGAGGAAAGCGGACCUUUGAUGCUAUGUUUGACAUUCUCGAGGCCGAUAUCGUCGUCUUCCAGGAAACGAAGAUCCAGCGCAAAGAUCUGCGCGAUGACAUGGUCCUAGUGCCCGGUUGGGACUGCUACUUUAGCCUGCCGCGAGUCAAGAAAGGAUACUCCGGGGUUGUGAUAUACACGCGCAACGCAACAUGUGCCCCCAUCCGCGCAGAGGAAGGUCUCACUGGAGUCCUUUGCCCCCCAAACUCGCCCGUCUCUUUUCGGGAUCUUCCAGAGGAGCAACAAAUUGGUGGCUAUCCCACUAUCGAACAGUUAUCGCGGCUCGACAUUGAUGCAGCGACGCUGGACUCAGAGGGCCGUUGCGUUAUCCUCGAAUUUCCCGCUUUUGUUCUGCUAGGAAUCUAUUCGCCGGCGAAUCGGGACGAGAGCCGCGACUCUUUCCGCCACGACUUCAUUGAGUUGAUGGACGUGCGGGUUCGAAAUCUGGUUGCCCUUGGAAAGAGGGUAUUCGUGACAGGGGAUCUGAAUAUCUCGCGAGGAGAGAUCGAUGCAGCCCAUGCGGGGGAGGCUAUCCGGAAAGGAACCUUGACAGAAGACGAGUUUGUAUCCAUUCAUGCGCGACGUGUGUUCAACCACCUACUUUCCGACGGAAAGGUCAGUGGGGAGCGAGAGGAAGGAAGAGAACAACCUGUUAUGCACGAUAUCUGCCGCUCAUUCCACCCGGACCGCAAGGGGAUGUACACGUGCUGGGAGCAACGCAUCAAUGCCCGUCCUGGGAACUAUGGCUCGAGGAUCGACUAUGUCCUGUGUAGCUUGGAUAUGCAAGAUUGGUUCUGCGACUCGAACAUACAAGAAGGUCUUAUGGGCUCCGAUCAUUGUCCCGUGUAUGCGGUGUUCAAGGAUAUUGUAACCAUAGGGGAUAAGCAAGUUAGCAUCCGUGACAUUAUGAAUCCAUCCGGGAUGUUUGAAGAUGGCGAGCGCCGACAGGAGUAUACGACCAGAUGUUUACUGCCUAUUUCGGGCCGCUUGAUACCGGAGUUUGACAAGCGAAGGAGUAUCAAGGACAUGUUCAUGCGCAAGCCCAGCAAUGCGUCGCAGAGCUCUCCGAUUGCAACCCCUACGCUCUCUCGUGCGGUUUCAGCUCGAGAGAAAGAAAUAACGGCUGCCACCAAGAGCGCCCCAAUGGAAGCAGUCAGCAACCCUUCCAUAUCCGAGAACGAUUCUCAGCCCAAAGGCGUUGUUCGUAAGCGGUCCGAAAAGAACGACUCACCUGUUAAGCGUUCCAAGUCAGUAGCUGCCUCAGCACCCGCGCCACCCACUGCUGGACAGAAGUCGCUCAAAGGGUUCUUCAAGCCGAAGAAUGUUCCGGUCAAUCAAACCAGCGAGAGCCCAACCAAGCCUCCUAGCCCAGUUACUGUACUGCCAUCUGCGUCACUCUGCAAGCCGAUCACCCCAACGGAUCAUCGACAGCAAACUGACAAGCAAAUUUCAGCAACAAUCGCUAGAGAACCCACGGGAGAUCUCAACCAACCCGUAUCAGCGACAUCAACCACCCCAAAGGAGGACGAUACAAUCAUUGACCCAAUCGUCAGCAAGGAAGAUUGGUCGAAGCUAUUUACGAAGAAACGAGCGCCUAAAUGCGAAGGUCACCAAGAAUAUUGUAUCAGCCUGACGACGAAGAAACCCGGAGUCAACUGCGGCCGAUCCUUCUGGAUAUGUCCCAGACCUCUUGGACCUAGCGGCAAUAAGGAGAAGUGCACGCAGUGGCGGUGUCCGACAUUCAUUUGGGCGAGUGACUGGAACUCGUCAACGUUGUAGGUAGCCAUGGCAACGCAAUGUACCAUUGUAUGUUCCACAUUCUAUAAAACAAUAUAAGAUACCCAUUGUUCAG
Molecule: messenger RNA, 2053 nt
Organism: Aspergillus sclerotioniger CBS 115572
Lineage: Eukaryota; Fungi; Ascomycota; Eurotiomycetes; Eurotiales; Aspergillaceae
Product: DNA-(apurinic or apyrimidinic site) lyase APN2
Exons: 6
Coding region: 97-1980 (627 amino acids)
Biological process (GO): base-excision repair
Cellular component (GO): nucleus
Molecular function (GO): DNA binding; zinc ion binding; DNA-(apurinic or apyrimidinic site) endonuclease activity
Source: RefSeq, a predicted model, not a curated record